AUGGAAAACAGUGCCUGAGCUGCCGUGCUGCCUUGCGGAAGCCUUUGUUCGCUGGCGCCUUUUUUUUUUCUUUUUCUGAUCGCUUUCAAGUGGUGCUUCUUGUUGCACGCCUUUACCGAUGAUCGAGGAAGAUGCAAUUCCGUUCUCCUUUUCGGAGAUUAAUCGGACAGGCGAUUUCUCGCAGUGCAAAGUGACAAUCGACGACGUUUGGCGAUACCUGCAUUCCAGCACGCACACCGUUCGCCAGGCGCAUCGGGGCUGGGCCUUGAAGGAAGAAGGCUACAUUUGCAAUGUAUGCGCCAUCAGAUAAUGCAUACCAUACCAUACCAUACCAAUGCGAUGAUGAACUUGGAAACCGGUGAUUCGCGCUUUGGGCUGGUUCGAGCGGCAUGCUCACCAUCUAUGAAGAGCGGCGUCUACGUUGUUUCGGCGUGGUUUGAACGAGUCACAGGAAGCAUCGUCGGAGCUCACUGUGAAUGCGUUGCCGGACUGAGCAAAACAUGUCAGCAUGUAGCAGGACUGCUGUUUGCUGUUGUGGAAGCAGGAUCAGAGGGACCAGCAAAGAAGCCAGUCCCGAAGCUGCCACUGGAGGACAUUUUUUUCCGAAAGCACGUAAUCAAUAAGCCUUCACGGUCCAAAGUGAACCAGAAGUACAGCUCUUCAAAGGGGAAGACAACGCCGAGUGAAGAUAUACUGUCAUUCAAAAAAAGACUUGCCAGUGCCUGCCCAACACUGCAGGCACUGCGUUACAUAGCUCCGUCAGUUGAGGUGGUCCCAAAGGACAUUGAAGAAAGAAGUGUAAUUGGUGACAGUGUUAAUCUCUGGAGCGAUAGAGCUAACGAAGAAAUAAGUAGCUACUUAAAAUCACUCAUAGCUCUCAGUGAGAAGGAGAGAGUGCAAGUUUGUGAGGAGACAGUUGGUCAGGCUGAAAACAAACACUGGUAUCAAGCGCGCACUGGCCUAGUUAAAGCAUCGGUAUUUAAGCGAGCAUGCAGAUGUACAAAGCCUGAGGGGUUGUUUGAAAAGCAUUCUGUACCCAUGUGCAAAUGCCAAAACCUGAGGCGAUUGCAUAUGGUAGAGCACAUCAAAAAGUUGCUAAAUAAGUGCACAGACAAUGAUGUUACUGCCGAAGAAACUGGCCUGCAUAUACACAAAGCAGCCUCGCCAUCAAUGGUAAGCAAGGCCUGCUCAAAGUCAAGUGCCCCCUAUCUAAAAGAGGGCUCACUGCUGAUGAAGCAUCUGCAGACAGAAACUUCUGCUUCAAGUUAG
Molecule: messenger RNA, 1269 nt
Organism: Dermacentor silvarum
Lineage: Eukaryota; Metazoa; Arthropoda; Arachnida; Ixodida; Ixodidae
Exons: 3
Coding region: 295-1269 (324 amino acids)
Source: RefSeq, a predicted model, not a curated record